AUGGCGAGCAAUCAGAUGAUUGGUAGCGAUAGUCCGCGGCGUUGCAAAAGGGCCCGAACCGACCCCACGGACACCGCCCGACCCCCGCACUCACCGCCCGACCAACGCCUGUGCGCCGAGCCGUCGGACGGACACCGAAUGGCCGACCGAUUGGACAGAAUGGUCUCGUCUUCAAGCGAUGCCGAGAUAAUGAGUGAUUCGGGCUUUGAUUCCGGUUUCCAAGAGUUUGUGGCAAACAUUGAUCCGAAAGAAAGCGAUUCGACGAAUGAU
Medioppia subpectinata is the source of this 270-nucleotide messenger RNA. Lineage: Eukaryota; Metazoa; Arthropoda; Arachnida; Sarcoptiformes; Oppiidae. The record is from the annotation of a GenBank genome assembly.